Messenger RNA from Paraglomus brasilianum, 1501 nucleotides. The record is from the annotation of a GenBank genome assembly. NCBI's taxonomy places the organism in Eukaryota, Fungi, Glomeromycota, Glomeromycetes, Paraglomerales, Paraglomeraceae.
AUGACAGAUGCUAACAAAAAUUGGGCCGUCUUCCUUGACCAUAUCAAUCUUCCUGAAUGUGCCACACAUUUUGUUAAUGCAAGAUCAGAGCCAAUUUCUUGGGCUUCUCGUCCAGACGAAAAGAUUGAAGAAUUUCUGAGAACUUGUAAUGUUACAGACCCUGAAGACAUUACAACUAUUAUAUAUAACUUGAGGAAUCUUCCUGUUGCCCCAUUGAAGCAGAAAUUCGAACUAGAUGAGACCAUAUUCCCGAAUCUUGCCAAGUUCUGGAAUUGCAUAACCAAAUCAUCUAUCAGCAACCAAAUUCUUUAUCUUCCACCGGACAUCUACUUUCUAGGCGACCGACACUACCCACAAAAACUCAUCAUUCGACAAGUAUAUAGUGAUAUUAUAGCCAAUAUACAGUCAUCCGUCCAAUCUGGACUAUACCACCGAUUUACCAUUACGGGCACUCCUGGUAUUGGCAAAAGUUACUUCCUAUUGUAUUUGUUAUAUGUUCUUCAUCUUAAAAAUGCUACUAUUGUGAUGAAGCACAAUGUUGAUCGAGAAUUCCUAGUCUUUGAGGGGAAUAAUGCAUCUAUAACACCUUAUUAUGAAAACGUCACAUCCCUCCUGGCUAAUCCUGAUACCUGGUAUCUCCUUGAUACAGAAUCACCUACUCAGGUCCCUGCUAUCACUAUCCUCGUCUGCUCUCCAAGUCCAAAAAUUUACAAAGAAUUUCGUAAAAUGUUAAACUCGACAAUAAGAUAUAUGCCUCCUUGGACUUGGGAAGAAAUUGUAAAAUGUAGAGAUGCUCUUUAUACCGGUAUUAAUGAUGACAAGUUGACAACACUUUAUGAUCAUUGGGGUGGCAUUCCGAGAUAUGUGCUGGAGAAAUGUGAUGAUCCGUCACAGGAUGCACUGUUAGAAAAAGCAAUUGCGAGCGCUGACUUGGAAAAGUGCUUAUGGAGCAUUGGCGAACACAAAAGUCCAGAAGACAUAAGUCAUCGAAUUCUUCACAUAGUUACCUCAAACUAUACUUUGACAGCUAUGAAAUACGCAUCUCCCUAUGUUGCUCAAGAAAUUGCUACGCGGUUUGCUCUACAACAACAUGAAUCCCUUCAUCGUUUUCUAGUGGCCAGUGAUGGUGAUAGUAUGACAAGUUCACUUUGUGGACAGUUAUUUGAAGGAUAUGUUCACAAUAUGUUAAAAAAUGGAGGAAACUUUGAUAUUAGAAAAAUUGACGAGGAUACAGUUUCUAGCAUCCGGUUUGCAAAUAGGACUCAACGACUUUACAGAACUCUUUCCAAUAUUGACCCCAAAAUUGAUGACUACUGGCGACCAAUAGCAAGAAAUUUCUUAACAUUCAACUCCUUAAUACCCACAGUUGGAUUAUUCCAAAUUACAAUAUCUUUACAUCAUGGUGCCAAAAUGGCUGUGCUUGAAGAAUGGAAAAAGAUUGUUGGUCAUAGGAAGUUUGUGCUGUAUUUUGUUGUUCCUGAAUCGAUAUUUGAAAAAUUCG